CGAGGGGGAUCUGGGAGGGGCGGGAAGGUGGCGGCCGGAAUAUGGCGGACCAGAUCCCUCUGUACCCGGUGCGCAGCGCGGCGGCGGCGGCGGCCUACCGCAAACGCGCGGCCUACUUCAGCGCAGCGGGGCCCGGGCCGGGGGCCGAGCGGCCCAGCAGGUACCAGCUGGAAGAUGAAUCUGCCCAUCUGGAUGAAAUGCCAUUAAUGAUGUCAGAAGAAGGCUUUGAGAAUGAUGAAAGUGAUUACCACACGUUACCACGAGCUAGGACCAUGCAAAGAAAGAGGGGGCUACAGUGGUUUGUCUGUGGAGGCUGGAAGUUCCUCUGUACCAGUUGCUGUGAUUGGCUGAUAAAUAUUUGUCAAAGGAAGAGAGAACUGAAAGCUCGCACGGUGUGGCUUGGAUAUCCGGAAAAGUGUGAAGAAAAACAUCCCAGAAAUUCUAUAAAAAACCAAAAAUACAAUGUAUUUACCUUUAUACCUGGGGUUUUAUAUGAACAAUUCAAGUUUUUCUUGAAUCUCUAUUUUCUGGUAGUAUCCUGCUCACAGUUUGUACCAGCAUUGAAAAUAGGCUAUCUCUACACCUACUGGGCUCCUCUGGGAUUUGUCUUGGCUGUUACUAUCAUGAGGGAAGCAGUUGAUGAAUUUCGGCGUUUUCAGCGGGACAAGGAAGUGAACUCUCAGCUAUACAGCAAGCUUACAAUAAGAGGUAAAGUGCAAGUUAAGAGUUCAGACAUACAAGUUGGAGACCUCAUCAUAGUGGAAAAGAAUCAAAGAAUUCCAUCGGACAUGGUAUUUCUUAGGACAUCAGAAAAAGCAGGUUCAUGUUUUAUUCGAACUGAUCAACUAGAUGGUGAAACCGACUGGAAGCUCAAAGUGGCGGUGAGCUGCACGCAGAGACUGCCAGCCCUGGGGGACCUUUUUUCGAUCAGUGCUUAUGUUUAUGCUCAGAAGCCACAACUGGAUAUUCAUAGUUUUGAAGGCACAUUUACCAGGGAAGACAGUGAUCCACCCAUUCAUGAAAGUCUCAGCAUAGAAAAUACAUUGUGGGCAAGCACUGUUGUUGCCUCAGGUACUGUGAUCGGUGUUGUCAUUUAUACCGGAAAAGAAACUCGAAGUGUAAUGAACACAUCCAAUCCCAAAAAUAAGGUUGGUUUGUUGGACCUUGAGCUCAAUCAGCUGACCAAAGCGCUGUUUCUGGCUUUAGUUGCUCUCUCAGUUGUCAUGGUAACCUUACAAGGUUUCGUAGGCCCGUGGUACCGCAAUCUUUUCCGGUUUCUCCUUCUCUUUUCCUACAUCAUUCCCAUAAGUUUGCGUGUCAACCUGGACAUGGGCAAGGCAGCAUAUGGCUGGAUGAUAAUGAAAGAUGAAAAUAUUCCUGGCACAGUGGUCCGGACCAGCACCAUCCCAGAGGAGCUGGGGCGCCUGGUGUACUUGCUGACGGACAAGACAGGAACCCUCACCCAGAACGAGAUGGUAUUCAAGCGGCUGCAUCUGGGCACUGUGUCUUAUGGAACAGACACGAUGGAUGAGAUACAGAACCAUGUCAGGAAUUCUUACUCACAGACUCCUUCUCAAGCCGGUGGAAACAGCACCAGUUCAACGCCUCCAAGAAAAUCUCAAUCUUCAGCUCCCAAAGUUAGAAAAAGCGUGAGCAGCCGAGUCCACGAGGCAGUGAAGGCCAUCGCCCUGUGCCACAACGUCACCCCUGUGUACGAAGCCCACGGAGCAGCCACAGAGACCGAGUUUGCCGAGGCAGACCAGGACUUCAGUGAUGACAACCGCACAUACCAGGCCUCCAGCCCCGACGAGGUGGCCCUGGUGCAGUGGACCGAGAGCGUCGGCCUCACCCUGGUCAACAGAGACCUCACAUCCAUGCAGCUGAGGACGCCCAGCGGCCAGAUCCUGACCUACUGCAUCCUGCAGACCUUCCCCUUCACCUCCGAGAGCAAGAGGAUGGGGGUCAUUGUCAGGGACGAGUCCACGGCAGAGAUCACGUUCUACAUGAAAGGCGCCGACGUCGCCAUGUCCACCAUCGUCCAAUACAAUGACUGGCUGGAGGAGGAGUGUGGAAACAUGGCCCGAGAAGGCCUGCGUACCCUUGUGGUGGCCAAGCGGGCGCUGACGGAGGAGCAGUACCAGGACUUCGAGAGCCGAUACAGCCAGGCCAAGCUGAGUCUCCACGACAGGGCGCUCAAGGUGGCUGCAGUGGUGGAGAGCCUGGAGCGUGAGAUGGAGCUGCUGUGCCUGACGGGCGUGGAGGACCAGCUGCAGGCAGAUGUGAGGCCCACCCUGGAGAUGCUGCGAAACGCCGGCAUCAAGAUAUGGAUGCUGACAGGUGACAAACUAGAGACGGCCACUUGCAUUGCCAAGAGCUCACACCUGGUGUCUCGGACGCAGGACACUCACGUUUUCAGACCAGUGACCAGCCGGGGGGAGGCCCACUUGGAGCUAAAUGCCUUUCGAAGGAAGCAUGACUGUGCACUGGUCAUCUCCGGGGAUUCCUUGGAGGUCUGCCUGAAGUACUACGAGCACGAGUUCGUGGAGCUGGCCUGCCAGUGCCCGGCCGUGGUCUGCUGCCGCUGCUCGCCCACCCAGAAGGCCCACAUCGUCAAGCUGCUGCAGCAGCACACCGGCAAGCGCACCUGCGCCAUCGGUGAUGGCGGAAACGACGUGAGCAUGAUCCAGGCGGCCGACUGUGGGAUUGGGAUUGAAGGGAAGGAGGGGCGGCAGGCUUCCUUGGCAGCCGACUUCUCCAUCACGCAGUUCAAGCACAUCGGCCGGCUGCUGAUGGUGCACGGGCGCAGCAGCUACAAGCGGUCAGCGGCGCUCGGCCAGUUCGUCAUGCACCGCGGCCUCAUCAUCUCCACGAUGCAGGCCGUGUUUUCGUCUGUCUUCUACUUCGCAUCCGUUCCUCUGUACCAGGGAUUCCUCAUGGUGGGGUACGCAACGGUCUACACCAUGUUCCCCGUGUUCUCUCUGGUGCUGGACCGAGACGUGAAGCCAGAGAUGGCGAUGCUAUACCCCGAGCUCUACAAGGACCUCACCAAGGGCAGAUCCUUGUCCUUCAAGACCUUCCUCGUCUGGGUUUUGAUCAGCGUUUACCAAGGCGGCAUUCUCAUGUAUGGGGCCCUGGUGCUUUUCGAGUCCGAGUUUGUCCACGUGGUGGCCAUCUCCUUCACGGCCCUCAUCCUCACGGAGCUGCUGAUGGUGGCCCUGACCGUCAGGACGUGGCACUGGCUGAUGGUUGUGGCCCAGUUCCUCAGCCUGGGCUGCUACAUAGCCUCACUUGCUUUUCUAAAUGAAUAUUUCGAUGUUGCCUUCAUCACGACCGUGACCUUCGUGUGGAAAGUGUCAGCCAUCACCGUGGUCAGCUGCCUGCCCCUCUACGUCCUGAAGUACUUGAGGCGGAAGCUGUCCCCUCCCAGCUACUCCAAGCUCACCUCCUAGGGCUGCAUACCUGCCACAGACAGGCCAGGGCCCGGGACCACUGGAUGUGGCCGUGCAGCGGCCACUGAGGGACGCGAGGAAGGCCCAGGAGGGAGCCCCAGACUGGGCGCCGGGGACCGGCCGCGCCUUAUCCAUGCAGGGGCCAGAUGUCCUUCCUUUCUUUUUUUAUUGUUUUUCAGAAUUUAAUUUCUACAUCGCAGCAGCUUGAGUUUCUAUUGAGAAUGAGCCCUCGUCGUCUCACUGCUGCUGUAAAGCAUUCAUCUUACUCUGGCACACUCAGCACUCGGAGAAAUGAAAGUUUACUUAAUACGCUGCUGUUUCCUAACAUUCAAAUUCUUUCUUUGAUGUCAUGAUAGAGAAAGUCAUUCCUUCUUAACUCAAAUAAAGUCUAGAUGCUGUCACA
Molecule: messenger RNA, 3852 nt
Organism: Phacochoerus africanus (Common warthog)
Lineage: Eukaryota; Metazoa; Chordata; Mammalia; Artiodactyla; Suidae
Gene: ATP9B
Product: ATPase phospholipid transporting 9B (putative)
Exons: 29
Coding region: 42-3449 (1135 amino acids)
Biological process (GO): retrograde vesicle-mediated transport, Golgi to endoplasmic reticulum; phospholipid translocation; endocytosis
Cellular component (GO): trans-Golgi network; plasma membrane; endosome
Molecular function (GO): ATP binding; magnesium ion binding; ATP hydrolysis activity
Source: RefSeq, a predicted model, not a curated record